This is a messenger RNA of Didymella exigua CBS 183.55, 2460 nucleotides long. Its product is annotated as glycoside hydrolase family 92 protein. Lineage: Eukaryota; Fungi; Ascomycota; Dothideomycetes; Pleosporales; Didymellaceae. The transcript is spliced from 4 exons. The record is from RefSeq and is a predicted model, not a curated record. Gene Ontology annotation, molecular function: peptide-N4-(N-acetyl-beta-glucosaminyl)asparagine amidase activity; carbohydrate binding. The coding region runs from base 1 to 2280 and encodes 759 amino acids. Gene Ontology annotation, cellular component: cytosol; nucleus. Gene Ontology annotation, biological process: glycoprotein catabolic process; carbohydrate metabolic process; protein deglycosylation.
AUGUCGAACUUGAGGAUGGCCACUGUUCUCUCGCUCGUGGUCGCUAGCCACGCAACCGUUGACUACAGCCAAUAUGUAAACGUUUUUAUGGGCACUGCAAAAGGAGGCAAUCGGUUUCCAGGAGUUGUCGCGGCGCCAUUCGCCAUGACAAAGCUCGGUCCGGACGUCCAGAACAGCACAACGGAUGCCUACUCUGGCUACCUGCCAAUAGGGAACAUCUGGGGUUUCAGCAUGAUGCAUGAGUCUGGCACAGGAGGAGCACCGAAAUAUGGUGUAGUAUCCCAAAUGCCAGUCGUAGGCCAAGUCUCCGACCCUCUUGCAGACCUUUCCCAGCCCAGGUUACAUGUAGACGAAGGUGGUGUUGGCUGGUACAAGUCUAGUCUUGCAAACGGCAUUACAGUAGAGCUUACCGCGUCUGAGCAUGCAGGUCUUUACUCGUAUACCUUUCCCGAGGCUACGAAUGAGUCGUCAUCCAUCGUUGUCGAUGUCUCUCAUGUACUGCCGAGCUUCAGAGGGCUCGGCUGGGAGCAGCACUACUCUGGUGGUGCGCUCAAACUGCUUUCAGAAUCACACUACGAAGGCUCAGGCACUUACAAUAACGGUUGGAAUCUAGCGCCUAACUGGACGAUCUACUUCUGUGGGAAAUUCGACCAGAAGACUUCAAGCUCACGAGUCUUUGCCCAGAGCAAUGCUACCAAUGCCAGCUAUGGGCAAACUGCAGGGACCGGUCGUCUUGGAGGUGUCUUCACUUUCAACGAGACCAAAGUGACGUCUCGUGUUGGCAUAUCCUUUAUCUCGACCACAAAAGCCUGCCACAAUCUGGAAAAUGAGAUCCCGGGCGAAACCAAUCCGCACUCCCUAAUUCAAGACGCCCAAGCUCGAUGGAACCAAGAGGUCUUCAACAAGAUCCAGAUGUCAUCGGACACCACCGAAGACCUUCAGCUCCUGUACAGCUCCCUGUAUGGGAUGUUCCUCAUCCCUUCCAACCGGACUGGAGAGAAUCCAGCAUGGAGCAGUGGUGAACCGUACUACGAUGAUGUAUUCACACUUUGGGAUACCCACCGGUGUCACACGUCCCUCUUCCAGGUAGUCCAGCCUACCGCAUAUGAAGAAUUCAUACGGUCGCUAAUUGAUAUCUGGCGACAUGAUGGUUUCAUGCCUGAUGCCCGAUCGUCGAACUUCAACGGUCGUGUUCAGGGUGGCACCAACGCCGACAACGUCCUAGCCGAUGCUUACGUGAAGGGUGUAAGAGGCGCCGUAGACUGGGAAGACGGCUUCUCCGCCAUGCAAACCGAUGCCGAAGUCAUACCGCCACUCGAGAUCGUUGAUACUAAAGCUCCUGAUGCAUCGACCAAAGAAGGCAGGGGCGCACUGCCUGACUGGCUGCAAUAUGGAUACAUCACACCUCGUUUCACUCGUGCAGUAUCACGAGCCGUAGAGUACUCUACCAACGACUUUGGAUUGUACCAAGUCGCCGUUGGCCUUGGGAAGACCUUGGAGGCAGCCACGUACCUUAACCGCUCACGCAAUUGGCGUAAUCACUGGAACCCUAGUGCCACAUCAGGAGGCCACAAUGGCUUCAUGGUUCCUAGAAAAGCUAAUGGAUCGUUCGUUUCGCAAAACCCAGAGGACUGUGGUGGCUGCUACUGGGGCGAUGCUUACUACGAAGACAACACCUGGAUCUACAGUAUGAACGCGAUACAUGAUGUGACCGAGCUGAAAAGGAGAAUCGGUGGUGAUAAGAGGUUUGUUGGGAGGAUUGACAAGCUGUUCGAACUUGGCAUCUUUGAUGCUGGUAACGAGCCUGGAUUUACGAGCCCGUACCUGUACAACUUUGUGCAGGGGCAACAAUGGAGGAGUGUCGAAAGAGGUCGAAACAUCAGCACUCUUUACAACUCAGGUGAGAGUGGCCUACCGGGCAACUCGGACGCUGGAGCCAUGGAGAGUCUUCUGAUUUGGCAGAUGAUAGGUCUUUGGCCCAUGACUGGUCAAUCAACCUUCCUCGUUCUAGCUCCUGUGUUUGAACAGAUGACGAUCGAUCUUGGAGACGACAAGACGCUUAUUCUGUCGACAAGUGGAGGCGAUCGUAUCAGUGCACCUUAUGUUCAAAGCCUGAAGGUGAAUGGCAAACAGUGGGACAAGUCGUGGGUAUCAUGGGAGGAUGUAUUCGCCAAUGGCGGCAAUUUGGACUUUGUUCUUGGAGCAAACAAGACUGAGUGGUCGACGGGUGAGUUGCCGCCGAGUCCAGCGUCCGGAGAGAUACAAUCUGUUAUGCAUUAGUGUGCCGAAGGACUGCGUCGCGGUAUGGUAGCGCAAAGAUGGCAGAAACAACGACCUCAAGGCUCUGUCCGAUAUCAUGCUAGUGACUGACCGGAGCAAGAAGCGCCACUCUUCCCCGCAUUCAGCACACACCCUCACUGUUGAAUGACCUGCUCAUUAUGUUGACAUGCUGGAUCGCAU